CAGUGUUUCGCGUCUACCCCCCAUCCCUGCGACUCGAUGCAUCCCGCACUGGAGGUUGCCGAAAUUCGUAACCUCAUCUGUGAAGCUGUCGAGCGCGACGAGCUCAAGGGACUCCUCGCAGCGCUCGCUCAGACUUGUCGAGUGUUUUUUCAGCCCGCGAUAGAAGCCCUAUGGGCCACCGUCGAGCUUGGGGAUUGGCUGAGAUACACGAUGCCAGAAGAUGUGUGGAAUGCGGGCUUGGGUUCCGGAACGUCCAGAAUUUUGUCACCGCGGAGAGACAUCGUUUCCCAAGACUGGACACGCUCGGUUAUCUAUGGUCCUUGCAUCCGUGAUUUGACCUGCCCUUCCUCCGGAGGAUCCGCGCUCGAUGUUGCCCAAGCACUGGGUGCGAUCCUGAUCUGUCCACCUCCCGAGACGUGCCUUGUCUCGCUCCAAUCGCUCACGUGGCAUCAGAACAACCUUACGGCCAUGCGCCCGUUUCUCGGACCGAAGUUGACCAGCCUACACAUCUGGUCUCCCUGCUUAGAGGGGAAUACUGACGAAAACAUGGCAUUUCUAUCGGAGAUCUCGCAUCGAUUCUCCAAGACGAUGCGUGAUAUAGGCUUGCACUUCGAUACGUCUGACGAGGAAGGGCCCGCGGAUCUGCUCUCCUCCGCGUUCGCUCUGUACGAAGACCUGCGCUCCGCUUCGGCGCAUGUGGCGAAUCAGCGAACUCUCCUUUGCCUGGGUGCGCUUCCACGACUCCAGUCGCUCUCCACGACGUUCGUCACCAAUCUCGAGGAUCUCGCGACGCUCCCCGCUGAAGCACCAUUCUUUCCUGCCCUCGAAGCGCUCGAUCUGCAAUCUGUCACACAGGCGGAGGCAAUCCUGCUUCUCUCAACAUUGACCAGGUCGCCGCUGUCAACCCUCUAUCUCGGACUGAAAGAACUCGUCCUCAACUCGGCCUUCGAAAGCCUAGUAUCGUCCGUUAGGAGCUGUUCUGCAUCGGAACUCCGUCUGCUAGAUAUCUCCAGCUCGGAUAACGGCGAGGCAGGCGACUUAUGGAGCCUGACCCUCCUCUGCUCCCCAUUUUUCUCUUCUCUCACGCGCAUAUCUAUCAAAUCCCACGUCGGUUUCGACAUCACCAACGAUAGCCUCGGCGUUCUCGCACAGAAUCUGCCGCACCUCGUCGACCUGCGGCUGUGGACCACCGACCCCGGCGGCAAACUCGUCUCGCUGCCCUGUCUCGCAGCCUUCGCCGAACACUGCCGCUCGCUGCGCACGCUCAAGAUCCCCCUCGACGCGCGUGAUGCUCCACGGGCCUCCGGUCUCCUGUCGUCUCGCCCGUUCCCACGCCAGCUGGCGCUGCGUGAGCUGAUGGUGCUCAAGGCGGGGAUCGAGCAGCCUAGCGACGUCGCGGCGUAUCUUAACAUGCUGUUCGGGGGAUUGACGAAGAUAACGACAACAGCCGAUGAUCGCGAGGAGACCAGCUAUGAUGGUGCAGAUCCGGACUUGCGCACUCGCAACUACUGGGGAGAAGUCCAUAGGUGGUUACCGACGCUCAAUGUGGUAAGAGCGCUAGAGAGGAAGUUAGUGGAGUUCGAGACAUUGGAGAUGCGGGAAUAA
This is a messenger RNA of Mycena citricolor, 1605 nucleotides long. NCBI's taxonomy places the organism in Eukaryota, Fungi, Basidiomycota, Agaricomycetes, Agaricales, Mycenaceae. The record is from the annotation of a GenBank genome assembly.